Molecule: messenger RNA, 4579 nt
Organism: Synchiropus splendidus (mandarinfish)
Lineage: Eukaryota; Metazoa; Chordata; Actinopteri; Syngnathiformes; Callionymidae
Gene: pan3
Product: poly(A) specific ribonuclease subunit PAN3
Exons: 18
Coding region: 302-2683 (793 amino acids)
Biological process (GO): mRNA processing; nuclear-transcribed mRNA poly(A) tail shortening
Cellular component (GO): PAN complex; P-body
Molecular function (GO): poly(A) binding; metal ion binding
Source: RefSeq, a predicted model, not a curated record
AUGCAAGAGCAGCGAGCGCGUCCGUGUCACAGCAAAAACAACAACAGGCUACUGUGGAGCUGCAGCUGCAUGGACCGCGACCACAACAACACGCCGUUUUCCCCCGUCAGUUUAGCUCCAUUCCUGACGCAACAUGCAAGUUAGCAGUGCCAUGUGAGCUCGGAUGCGCUGUGGGGUUUCUUUGCCAGCAGAACUUUUAACAGUCCAGUUCUUUGACGGAAAACGGCUUCCAUGCUAGCAGGCUAGCUCGAGUCCCUAUGUUUGAGUGUCUUCCGGCAGCAACGGCGGCGGCGGCGGUGUCAUGAACAGUGGACUCCCAGCUUCAGCUGCUCCGCUCGGGGGUGCCGGGAUACCCAAUGUCAAGGUGAAGUUUUGCCGAUACUACGCGAAAGACAAAACCUGCUUUUAUGGAGACGAGUGUCAGUUCCUGCACGAGGAUCCGUCCAUGUCAAGCCUGGCGCUGCACGGCGGCGGCGGUAGCCCAGUCCCGUUCUCCAUGGCCGGGGGUGGCGGGACUCCAGCGGGGUACUCCCUCGGUGGGCCCGCGGCUACGUGUGCCGGCGGAGGUUCGACCAUUGUGCCUAAGAAGAGCGAGCCCAUGGGACCUGCCGGAGCUCCCCUGGAUGGGCCUAUGCUGAGCAUUCCAGGUAUGGAGGGUGCACCCUUGAGCGAUGCCAAUCUCACCAACUCUUACUUCAGCAGCAGCUUUAUUGGGGUCAAUGGAUUUGGAAGUCCUGCAGAAUCGAAGUACUCAAUGAUGCAGCGAAUAACCACCAGCAGCAGCUCUCCCAGCCUCCUCAAUGAUGGUGCCAAGAACUAUAGCCACAGCACUCAUGAUCCAGUGAACUCUCCCACAUCUUCACUGUUCAGUGAUUUUGGUGCUCUCAGCAUAUCCCAAAGGCGAAAGGCUCCUAAUCCAGCAGCAAGCGAGUUCAUCCCGAAGGGAGCUCCUCGGAUGGCAACUAUGGCUCAGUCGAAUGUCCAGGCUUUUCCUUCACCUCUCUUCCAGCAUCCUGCUCUCAGUGGCUCCACUGCUUCUGCACUGGCUCCAGGCAUGUCUUUGUCUGCUGGAUCUUCUCCUCUUCACUCUCCCAAAAUUACACCUCACUCAUCUCCUGCUCCACGUCGGCGCAGUCACACCCCAAAUCCCGUCAACUACAUGGUACCCACGACCGCAUCGGACCAGGGCGCACACAUAAUCCAGAAGGAGACCGUGGGAGGAACUACCUACUUCUACACUGAUAACACCCCGGCCCCAAUGACUGGGAUGGUGUUUCCUACCUACCAUAUCUAUCCCCCCACUGCGCCACAUGUUGCAUACAUGCAGCCGAAAGCCAAUGCACCGUCCUUCUUCAUGGCAGAUGAACUCCGACAAGAGUUGAUCAACCGACAUUUAAUAACCAUGGCCCAGAUCGAUCACUCAGAGAACCCAGAUGUACCAUCUGAAGUGGACAGCUAUCACAGUCUGUUCCCACUCGAGGCCCUUCCCCAUCCAAACCGCAUGCAGAAAACCAGCAACUUCAGCUACAUCACCUCCUGCUACAAGGCAGUCAACAGUAAAGAUGACCUGCCUUACUGUUUGAGGAGGAUACAUGGUUUCCGUCUUGUCAACACCAAGUGCAUGAUGUUGGUGGACAUGUGGAAGAAAAUUCAACACUCAAACUCAGUGACCUUGAGGGAGGUCUUCACCACAAAGGCCUUUGGAGACCACUCGUUGGUUUUCUCUUACGACUUCCAUGCGGGUGCCGAAACCAUGUUCAGCAGGCACUUCAAUGACCCAACAGCAGACUCGUACUUCACAAAGCGCAAGUGGGGUCAACAUGAACCCCCGCCUCCACGACAACAUGCCGGUCUGCUCCCGGAGUCUCUGAUUUGGGCCUACAUUGUCCAGCUCAGCUCCGCACUGCGCACCAUCCACACAGCUGGUCUGGCUUGUCGUGUCAUGGACCCCAGCAAAAUUAUCAUCACUGGCAAGACCAGGUUACGGGUGAACUGUGUUGGUGUUUUUGAUGUCUUAACCUUUGACAACAGUCAGACCAACCAUCUUGCUCUAAUGCCACAGUACCAGCAAGCUGACUUGGUCUCACUGGGAAAGGUGGUACUGGCGUUGGCGUGCAACUCACUGGCUGGGAUUCAAAGGGAGAACUUACAGAAGGCUAUGGAGCUGGUGUCCAUCAACUACUCCUCAGACCUCAAAAACCUCAUCCUGUAUCUGCUCACAGAACAAUCCCGUCUGCGCAGUGUCAAUGACAUCAUGCCAAUGAUCGGAGCCCGAUUCUACACUCAACUGGAUGCAUCACAGAUGAGGAACGAUGUCAUUGAAGAGGACCUGGCGAAGGAAGUGCAAAAUGGCAGACUCUUCCGCCUGUUGGCAAAACUUGGCACCAUCAAUGAGCGACCUGAGUUCCAGAAGGACCCGACGUGGUCAGAAACGGGGGACCGAUACUUGCUGAAGCUUUUUCGAGAUCAUCUGUUCCAUCAGGUGACAGAGGCUGGAACGCCCUGGAUAGACUUCAGCCACAUUGUCUCCUGCCUCAAUAAGCUGGACGCUGGUGCUCCAGAGAAGAUCAGCCUGGUGUCCCGCGACGAGAAGAGUGUCCUGGUCGUGACGUACUCUGACCUGAAGCGCUGCUUCGACAGUACCUUCCAAGAGCUGCAGGCUGCCGCUUCUGGCUCGCUGUAGCGCCCCCUUCAGGCGCGGGCUUGGCUCACCCCGUCUUGGAGCACAUCAUUGCACUACAGCAGACGACCAGGCCCAAGAAGUUGACAUCAGCAAAGCAGCAGAGCUCCGUGAACCUCAGUCACUUACACUGUCCACCAGGAAGGCUUUUCUUCACGUUUCUUUCCCAAAUUGUCCCAACAAAAACAUGGCAGGUCAGACAAACCCAGAAGCUGUGAGAGAGACGUGUCUGACAUUUUUUUAAAUUCUUGGGAUCAAAAACAUAAACGGCUCAUGAGGUUUUGGACUAUCUCCUGCUUUUAUUGUUUCUUUCUACAGUUGGGAGGGGGGAGUGUUUUGAGGAGGAUGCACUAAGAUUUUAAUUUUUGUCCAAUUUUUUGGUUGUUAUUUUUAUGACCAUUUGUGCGCGUGUACAGAACACACAUGGACUUGAUCACAGGAAAUGUCAUGGAGCUUUCAACUGACUCUGUUAGGAGACCACUCCCCUUCAUUCUGACGCACUAGUAGACGGGACACACCACUGGAGGACUUGGUGAGACGGGCUGGCCUCUGUCUGAGGGCCAUGGUUGAGUUUCUCUCCUCUGAACCACUGGUUUGGGUAGGAAAUGUUCUGAAAACUGGAAAAAGCUUUUGGUUAAUGACACAAAUAAUUUGUCUCUGGUGAGGCAGAGGAGGGCUAAUAUUGUGGAGGUCCUCGUCUGCUGCUUGUCCAGGGUUUGUUUGAAAAGCAGCGACUCUGGAAUCAUGAACUGGUCAAAUGGACUUUUUUUUUUUUUUUUAAGUUAGCUUGUCCAGCACUUGGUUGUAGCCCCGUGACCGGGCCUAGUGUUGAGGCGGAGCCACAGCUGCCUCUACGUGGAAUGUCAGCAUUUUGUCUCGUCUCAACGUUACUCCGUUUUGGUCCCUUUUCGCCUCCUUUCCCCAGACCUGGUUUCCCUUCAGCGGCUGAAAGCCGACUUCACUGAUGAUGUUUUUGGUUUUCCUGUUUGCUUGGUUUUGCAUCAUGACGCGGUGGAGAACAGAGCUAAUUCACCUUUCUUUGUCAAGCCAACUUUUCAUUCUGUGGACCAACUCCAGCAGGGAUGGGGGGCUUCAGAGGGCCAAAGGAAGAUCUAAAAACUAUGCGCCAGCAGUUUUUACUUUUGACUUUUUAAUAUGGUAAACACACGCACACACACACACACACACAAACUUUUUGCUGGAGACGGAAAACGUGCUGCUUGUUGUUGCUCUCAAUUAGUUUGGAGUUUCUCUCAGAAUUGAUGAAGCUGUUUGAGUCCGAUGAGUGAAUGUCAUAGUUUCAUCAGUGGCCCUCUUGUCCAGCCAGGUGGGUGAGACACAGCGAGGUGGGCGGAGGAAGAUGUCAAAACUCAUCCUGCAGGGAAUUUCACGUUGCCCUUCAAGACAGAUAAUGUUGUACAGUCUCGCCCAACCCUGUCCUCAGUUGCUGCCUCAUGCCUUUUUCCCGCUCUUAUUUAGCUCCAAAAGCAAAUUGCCAAUUACAGUUUCUUUGACGCCCCAAACUCCAAAGUGCACGUCUGUUUUCAAGGGCAACAUCUUGACAGAGAACUGUCAGAGUGAAGUCGUGCUAUUUUCUCUGUGAUAGUCAAACAGAAGCUCAUGUUUGGUGAAUGUGGUGCUGUAGAACUCCCUACCAGACACAACACCCUCAGACUCACACAUAUCCGCCCAGUCUCUGCCUACAUGUGUGCAGAUCACAAUCCUCCUUAUCGCAACGCACACACACACACACACACACACUCCGUCGUUUCUGGUAACAUCCCCUCCUCCUCUCACCACACAAUCACAAUCUCGGUAUGUUUUAUGCCCCUCAUGUGUUUAUGGUCUCAAAUUUUGCAAUAUUUGUGUGUACAGCAGUAUUUUAAUAAAGAAUACCAA